AUGCACAAAAUAUCAAACUUCACCGGCCAGGCACGUCACGGCUGGGAGAAGAUGACCCCCUCCGCCGGCUUUUCAUUUUCCUCCUCGAGAACCCACGAUCUGAACGUCACAACCGCGCCCAUAAAACGUCCCUCGACCGCAAAUGCCGCCCCGCCCGUCAUUCCUCCCGGCACACAGGUCAAUCUGUCCUUCAAUGUCCCCUUCUCCUCCACUCUGCCUGGUCCCGAUGUCGACGACAUCAUGUAUGCCAGCCCGGGGGCAAAGGCUCGCUGGAUACAUCCGGAAGGCACGGCUACGGCUACGGCUGCGGCUGACGCUGUUCCACCACCACACAAAUUGCCCGUACACGCUCAGAAUGUCGAAAACCUCCGCAACUUCUGCAAGGACAUUACCGACUCGAGCGAUGGCCGCCUCGCUGCCACCGUCGUCUCUGCCGAGUCCAAGCCCUUGCCCGGUUUACAGCGGGGUCCCCUACGGGCCUUGGUCACAAAUGUCUGCUUGUCAGGAGAGCUCGAGAUCGUGAAUCAGAUGCGCUGCAAGAUCCUCAACUCGACGCCCAUCUCAAUGCGCUCCUCAUUCGUCGAUAUCGAUUCCGAUCUCAUCAUCGAUAGAGCCUCGCAGAACCUCAAGGCACCCGUGUUGUCUCAGCUCGAUCUCAUUGCAAAGUCCACCAAGGCCGACAUUUUCGUCUUGAUGCCGAAGCAGCCUGAUAUCGAGUCCGCCAGCUUCAAUGGCAAUCUCGAGACCGGAGUCGACUCGCGACUACGCUGUGCAAUCUACGGCGACAUGGAGACCAUGGAACACGCGAAGACGCGUGUCUUGAUCAUGAUCGACCAGAUCCUCAAGAGGCUUGUGGACUCGAUGAGGCUCGAGCUAACCAUGCAUACCUUGAUCUGCGGACGAGGACGUAAGAACAUCAAAUUGAUCGAGUCCGCUACUGGGACAGCCAUUUACUUCCCGCCGCCGUUCCCGCGUCUGUACAACUAUACGCCCCCAGGUGCCACUCGCCGACCAGAGGACCAGAUCUUCAUCACUGGCGAGAACCAGGAGAGUAUCUUGCUCGCAAAGCGCAGGCUUCAAGAGUUGGUUGUCAACACCAAGGUCUUCGUCAAGCCCGUCAUGGUGACAGACACGAAAUUGGACGCCAUUCUGCUCGAGCGCCUUGAUAAGGUCCGCAAGAUCAUUGAGACCAAUGGAUCGUACAUUCUCAUGCCUCCGUUGGGAAUGCAGCGCGGUGUUGUUCGCGUCCAAGGCACAGACGUCUUGCAUGUCGAGCGCACCGUGCGUGAAUUGAUGGCCCUCGCUGGUCAAUUCUACAGUGCCUCGUGGUUCAUUACUCAUCCGGACCCUACUCAGCGCCCGCCUACUCCAGCUGAUGUUCGCGCCAUGUUGUCCGAUAUUUGCAUCAAUUCCGGUGCAGAGAUCAGCUUCGAGAAGCUCAACUUCCAUAUUUACGGAUCCGAUGACGCUGUCAAGGCUGCCAUGAUGGUCAUCAACAACAUCCCAUUCGUGAAGAAGUCUCAGUACAAUAUGAGUGUCAAGAUCGAGCUUGCUAAUGAGCAUAAAGAGUUUGUGAGCGGCAAGAAGAAUGGAAAGAUCAACAAGAUCAUGAGCCAUAGCAGCGUCCAGAUUGUCUUCGACGGUUUCAACGAGUACAACUUCUACAUCGUCGUCCGUGGCGCCCAAUACGAUGCAACCAAGAGCGGCCUUGAUCUCGUCGAGCAGGAAAUGCCUGCCGCCAUCUCGUUCCACGUCCCAGACCAGUACCACAAGCGCAUCAUUGGUAUCGGCGGCCAGCAUAUCCAGCGUAUCAUGAAGAAAUACUCCGUGUUCGUCAAGUUCUCCAACGCCAUGGAUCGUGGGGGCUUCGGUAAAGAGGAAGAUGAUAUUAAGGUUGAUAAUGUCAUCUGCCGCACGCCAGCUCGCAAUGCCCAGAAUCUUGACCUCGUCAAGCAAGAGAUCAUGGAUAUGGUUGAGAAGGCCGACGCGGAGUUCGUGAGCGAGACAAUCAACAUCAACCGCCUCUACCACCGUGAAUUGAUCGCCCGCAUGGACAAGAUUGAUGAGUUGGAGAAGAAGUUCAACUGCAAGAUUACCUUCCCGAGCACGGAAGAAGCAAGCGAUAUUGUUACUGUCUCUGGCCCUGAGUACCAGGUGCCUUUGGCAGUUGACGAGUUCUUGGGAAUGGUCCCCGAGGCACAUGAUCUUUCUUUCCCUGUCUCCACCGAGCUCGGCGAGCAUAUGCGAUCUCCUGAGUUCAAGACUGAUAUCCUUGACAAGCUGAAAGAUCAGCACGUUGUCGAGGCUCACUUGGGAGAGCCUCAGAAGGAGACGGUCGAUGACAAAGAACAACAGAUCGAAACCAUCCAUCUGAGCUUCACCAGGAACAAUGCUGGCGGGCUCAAGGAUGCCCUUGACUUCCUCAUCAACCACUUGGUUAUGCACGGGCUUGAUACCAACACCAUCCGUGGCGCUCUGCCCCGCCCCAAGUCCGACUCUUUCGAAGACUCGCUUCCCUUCUUCGAGUCCAAGCUCCUCCAACAAGCCCAACCCCUGGUCGAGAGUACCGACUCUCCCACUCGCUCUCACUUCGGUGAUAGUGAGGAGCGACCCGCUGCAGGCAUGUUGGAUCGUCUCCGCAAGCCUGGUAGCAUGUCCUCUUUCACCUCGAUCUUCAAUGGUCGAAAGAACGGAUCCAACUCUCCCGGAUCCUUGUUCAAGCAUGCUUCCAGCAAUGCUUCCAAAGCCUCUCUUGCUAGUCUCGAGUCUCAGGGAAGCGGCUAUCGUAACCCCUGGAAUGACAGUGGCAUUAAUCUUGCUGACGACGAGCACCACACCAAUGGUUGGUCCAUGCCAACCCCUCGUUUCGAGAGCAAGUUUCCUUUCGGUUCCCAUUCGGCGGCGUCUGGGGAUAUAACCCCUAGGUACGACCCGCGGGGCUCCGUCGACAGCGGACGUCCCAGUACUUCUCAUUCUGCAUCUGGAUACCCGGCCCCUAUUGGGCCUCCUCGUUAA
Molecule: messenger RNA, 3015 nt
Organism: Aaosphaeria arxii CBS 175.79
Lineage: Eukaryota; Fungi; Ascomycota; Dothideomycetes; Pleosporales
Exons: 5
Coding region: 1-3015 (1004 amino acids)
Biological process (GO): nuclear division
Cellular component (GO): cytoplasm; nucleus
Molecular function (GO): mRNA binding
Source: RefSeq, a predicted model, not a curated record